AAUGGAGGUCAUCGGGAGUGUAUGAGAGCCACAUUUAUAAUAAAAUAACUUAUUAACGACACAUAUUUUUAAUUACAGCAAAUCAUAAACGACUUUAGAAUGAAAGCCAAAACUAAAACAAAGAAAACUGAUCGGAAAUUUGCUCGGCAUAAAUUUAGCACGAAAGAUCCACCGAAAAUCGAAACUCCUGCGUAUGAUUUGUCGAAUAUAUGUAAACCCAUCGAUACAAGUUUAUGUAAUUUGUAUCAAGUAACAAAAUUAUUUGAAACUGCAAAUGAAGAAAUUAAAUGUAUUCUUACAUAUGAAUGCGAAGUUAUUUAUGAAUGCAAAAUCUGUCGGAGUUUGUUCAGAAGUUUGCUAAAUUUUAUUUCACACAAGCGGAUUUACUGCGUGGAAAAAUUUAAUAUUUCAAAUAACAAGAACGUCAUCGAUCCUCAAGUCAUGGUUAUUGAGAAACCCAUUGAUUCUGAAUGCAAAGAGAAUCAUAAGGAUGAAAAGUCAUCAAAGAAUCCGGCUCUUGAUAAGAAGUUCAGUAAAAAGGACCUCACAUCAGUGAUAACGAUGUUGCAGAAAAAGCAAGCUGACCCCAAUUACGAUGACGUUGAAGAACGGAAUCGGAGAACUCACAUUAUUGCUGAUACGGAACAAGUACUUUUAGAGGUAUUGGAUUCGAAUCGCGCUGCAUUUCAAACUGUUUUCGAACCAAUGCUUUCAAACAUUGCUUCAAAUGACUUAAUGAAGGCGCAGACGACAGAAUUACAAAAUAUAUUAAGCCGCGAUACGGCGAUACUUGGCCCAGAUGGUCAGAUUGUGGAGCUCAGCACUGAUGAAAAAAGCAGCAACUCUCUACAGUAUUUUAAGAAUCCUAAUAUAAUAGAGGAUGAGAGUCUCGUGUGUUCGAUUUGUAACAUAAAAUUUUCGACAAAAAAGACAUUAACUUUUCAUAUAAAGUCACUCCAUACUCCCAAUCGUCUUGUCUAUCCCUGCAUUUAUUGCAACAGUUUAUUUCCAAGUACUUGGGGUGUUUAUCGGCAUCUAGUAAAAGUUCAUAGAAAGAGUAAUACGCAAGUGCGGAAAUUGCGAGCAGAGAUCCAAGCAAAGGCAUACCUCAGAGAAACUACUCGUGCUCAAGACAUUGACAAAGACUGUGAAGAUGAUAAAUUAAAUAGCUUAAAUGAACUGCGAUCGACAAAUGAAACUCAGGAAUGGAUGACACACUUGGAGUCAGACACAGAGCUCCAAAGAUGUGGAGGCUGUAACAAAAGAUUUGAUAGAAAAGCUGCAUUGCUAGCCCACUCUCAAAUCUGUCAACGACGUCAAGCUGCAUGCAAUGACGUCGCGACCAAAUCGAAACGUAAUAAAGUUGUUCCUGAAACGACAACUGAAAAAUUGACUUCAGCGCUUGAAGUUGGAUUCAGUUCAGUAGCAGAGAGUCAGGAUACUUCGACAAAAAAAAUAUCUACAGAACCAGAAUCACGUGUAACAUCUUCAGAGAAUGCUGACAGUUUACUAAAUUUACCCAACGUUUCACCCGCUGUUACAAUCACUCGAUUAUCUCAGCGACAACCACCCGUGGAAAUUUCAAUCAGGGUCGAAGGUGUCGCUAGUCUUAGCAAAGAUGCAUGGGACAAAAUGGGUAGUGAAGUAUCUACGCUUUCACUUAAUACUGAUGUUGACAUUUUGAGAAUACCCUCCGAUACAACACCGACUAAAACUUCUCCCAACGACAAUGUAUCGGAUGACCCGGAAAUAAUAUUCACGAACAUUGAAAAGACUCAAAGUAUUUCAGGGAAUAAAGGAAGCAAAAAAAGAAAGAUGGGAAAAUCUAGCACUCCAACUGACUCUAACAAGCGAAUCAAUUUAAUGAUGCAAGGAAAGCAAGAAAAGAAAAACUCUACAGAAAUAAAUUCAAAUUCAGAUCCUAAGCCGGAAGACAAGACGAUGAAUUCAUCAAGUCCUAGAAAAUUUGAAUGUAUACCAUGCCAACGUACGUUUUCCAAUCUUACAAAUUUACGGAGACAUAUGACUGAGCACAUAAGCUGGAAUCGUUUCCGAUGUAAAUUGUGUGACUUUGAAUGUUUUGAUAAGAUUGAUUGCGUCGCUCACUGUAAUAAAGUUCAUAAUGCUAAGAAUAGUCGGACGAGUAUUGCGAACAUGAUAAUAGAGUUGCCAUUAAACGAAAAACCUACUGAUUCUUCGAGAAGUUUACUUAAAAAACAUCAUAUACUUAAAGAUUCAGCAAAACAUAAAAUUAUUGAUGGAACCAAGUCAGCGAUUUCAACUAAUGAUGUUAAAGUUAAUCAAAAAGUCAACUCUAGCCAACAUGAUUUAAAAGAAACUAAUAAAUCUGAUUACUCGACUGAUGAAAAUGGUAGUUAUAGUCCUAAACCAGAUGAAGAAUUAGUUGAUGAAAAAAGUGAGCUGGUUAAAAAGGCAAGUCUAGAUGAAGAUCCGGAACUUCGACGGAUGGUCAUGGAGGUGAUAUUCGGUUCAUCUGAAACAGCAAAUGACCAACCUGGAAGUAGUGCUGAAGUAAAAGAAAUACGAGACUAUAAAAAAAUAAGCAAAAUUUCUAGUAAGAUAUGUUCAGACGAAAAAAGUAGUUUGAACCAGUUAGAAACAAUACAAUCGUUACAAAAUAACAAUCGACUUGUCCGCCAUACUAGGAACCGCACGAAAGUUGAAAAUAAAGACUUUAUCUAUGAUCUAGACGCAGUUCUAGUGAAAGAAUCUGCUGAUGAAUUGUGUGCUACAGAAAUAAUCGCCGACAAUAAGUCGAGUACGAAUAUUAUGAAAGAUAAAUUUGAUCAAGAGAGUGAUCUCACUGUUGUCCUUUAUCGAGACAGAGGUAUAGCAGAAAGUAAAUUUGGGAAAGUGGCUUAGCAUGAAAAUUUUUAUUUUUAAGUUGAUAAUUUUUAGAAACGCGUGUUGGCUAUUGUUUGAAUAUUAUUUAAAGUUUUGAUAGUGUUAUGCUCGUAUGCUCUUAAAAAAAUACAUCUCUCAUUUCUUUGUCCUGUGGAUAUUAGCAAACAAAAAUUUUUGCUCGAAUUAAUUAACAGUAUUGUCGUUGUUCAUAUGCGUCUAUGUAUAGUUGGAGAAAACAAGUUGUUAAUAAAUAUGUACGUGAAAAAUACAACAUAUUCAUAUGCAGACUUGUACAUAAUUUCUAUGUAAUCCUUGAAUAAAUAAUCUAACUCUAAAUAUAAAUUGUAAGAAGCAGCAUUUUAUAUGAUCAUCAUAAAAAGAAU
Molecule: messenger RNA, 3248 nt
Organism: Microplitis demolitor
Lineage: Eukaryota; Metazoa; Arthropoda; Insecta; Hymenoptera; Braconidae
Product: zinc finger protein 800
Exons: 8
Coding region: 100-2883 (927 amino acids)
Source: RefSeq, a predicted model, not a curated record